GCCAAGGCAAGGGUUCUGCGAAGUGCUCUUCUGCCCAAGAUGGUGGUUUCAGCGGAUACCUUUCGCACAGUUGUUGGGAUCAUAGGAAAUGGAACCGCUCUGGUGCUGUUCUUGUCGCCAGCCCCAACGUUUCACAGGAUAUGGAGAAGUGGGAGCGUGGAGCAGUUCCACGCCACCCCCUACCUCGCCACCCUCCUCAACUGCUUGUUUUGGAUACUGUACGGCCUGCCCAUGGUGCACCCACACAGCACCUUAAUCCUCACCAUCAACGGCUCCGGCCUCGUCAUCGAGCUCGUCUACGUCCUCAUCUUCCUGCGGUGCUCCGACGGAGCCCGGAAGCUGCGCGUGUUCUCGGUGCUGCUGGCGGAGAUCCUUCUCGUGGGUGCAGUGGCUGCCGUCGACCUUACGCUCGUCCACGGAUACCAGCGGCGCUCGUUGAUCGUUGGAGUGCUGUGUGUCGUUUUUGGGACCGUGAUGUACGCUGCGCCCUUGUCCGUCAUGCAACAGGUGAUCAAGACGAAGAGCGUGGAGUUCAUGCCUCUCUCCCUGUCGCUUGCUUCCUUCCUCAAUGGUGUGUGUUGGACUACAUACGCUCUCAUCCGUUUCGACCUCUUUAUCACUAUUCCAAAUGGCCUGGGAGUGGCAUUUGCAGUGGCCCAGCUGGUACUGCACAUGAUGUACCAUGCAUCGACUAAACAGCAGAUCAAAGAACGGAAGAUGAAGAUAGAGAUGGGACUGGCGAAGCCAAAUGGGAGCCUCAAAGAGGACCUGGAAGCCGGGAGCAGAAAUGGAAGUUAGAGAAUUAGACCAAUGAAAACCAUUAGAUUAUGACGAAUAAAGCACGAGCAGACACUACAAGUAUUAUGAGAGGAGGUCUGGUGUUAUUUUCCAGUGAUUUUUCCACGUCAUAAACUGUGGCCGUGAAGCUCUACAGUGUUUGGUCAAGUCUGAGAAUUAGUGCUUUACUACUGUAUUCUAUGCUUUAUAGUGUUUUGCUGAAAGACACGAGUGUUGAAAAAUAUUCAUCUAA
Musa acuminata subsp. malaccensis (wild Malaysian banana) is the source of this 1030-nucleotide messenger RNA. Its product is annotated as bidirectional sugar transporter SWEET4. Gene Ontology annotation, biological process: carbohydrate transport. NCBI's taxonomy places the organism in Eukaryota, Viridiplantae, Streptophyta, Magnoliopsida, Zingiberales, Musaceae. The record is from RefSeq and is a predicted model, not a curated record. Gene Ontology annotation, molecular function: sugar transmembrane transporter activity. Gene Ontology annotation, cellular component: membrane.